CUGCGGGCCAGACUCUUGGGUCGUGGGUUCGAGACCCCCCCGACUCUGGCGCUCUCCGUUGUCGGUCCCUGAGCGAUUGGCUUCAGGAACCCCGUGUUGUUCGCUAUUGGCGGUUUAAUGGAGAUAAAUGUACAAAGGGCUGAGCACUGGCCACCGUGGAAAUCAGGUGGAGGCUUCUGGACAAAUAGCCAGAAGUCAACUCAGACUUUGUACAUAGGGCAUGGCGCCAGGACCCUGCCAGGAAGUGCAGGGUCGAGGUCAGAUGUCCAGGGACAGGCCAAGUUCAUGAGGAGGCUGGGGGGGCAGGGGGCUCGCCCUGGGCUGGAGUUUGGGGAGAACAGGCAAUGGACUUCCUGGGCAAGGCUCCUGGGUGUCACUGGACAGUGGACUCUGACCCAGAAUGUGGCUAUCCUGCCCUUGGUUUUACUCAGUCCUGUCACUCGCUCCCCCGCCAUGCUGUCUCCCAGGACUGCACUCCUCUUGACUCUCCUCCUGGCUGCUGGCUUCCUGGGUCUGAGGGCUCGGAAACCCCCCAAGCGCCCGUCGCUCAUCAGCACCAUCCAGCCCAAGGCCGACUUUGACUCCUUGCAGUUUGCAGGGUCGUGGUUCCUCGUAGCCGUGGCCUCCUCCUGUCCCUUCCUGCAGGAGCAGGGCCACCAGGCUCAGGCCACCGCACUGAAGGUGGCUCCCCAGGGCACAGCCAUGGUUGUCAACACCUUCCAAAAGCUGGAUGGUAUCUGCUGGCAGGUACGGCAGCUCUAUGGAGACACAGAGGUCCCGGGCCGCUUCCUGCUCCAAGCUCGAGGUGCAAAGGGGGAGGUGCAGGUGGCCGUUGGGGAGACGGAUUACCAAAACUUCGCCAUCCUGUACCUGGAGCAGGGGCGGCGGUUGUCGGUGAAGCUGUACGGUGCGUACAUGAGGGAGCCCUGGCUCUGUGCACACUUGACCCCACCUGGGGAGCUGGGCGAGCCCAGAUGGACACACAGACCCUCCUCUCCUUCCCUCCGUCCCUCAAGGCAUCCUGAUGAUUGGGGGUCCGGGGAGGCUCCCCCUACAGAUAGGCCCAGGUGUGAGACAGGGAGGGGGCAAGAGGAGUAGGGGUCAGACAUGGCUGGGCAUGUGACCCUGUCCCCAGAGCACCCUGCCCACCCCAGUGGGUGCUCAGCACCCCAGGAGCCCUGUGUCCCACAGCCCGCUCACUCCCUGUGAACGACUUGGCCGUAAGUAAGUUUGAGCAGA
Molecule: messenger RNA, 1239 nt
Organism: Miniopterus natalensis
Lineage: Eukaryota; Metazoa; Chordata; Mammalia; Chiroptera; Miniopteridae
Source: RefSeq, a predicted model, not a curated record